Molecule: messenger RNA, 2494 nt
Organism: Corythoichthys intestinalis (scribbled pipefish)
Lineage: Eukaryota; Metazoa; Chordata; Actinopteri; Syngnathiformes; Syngnathidae
Product: tumor necrosis factor receptor superfamily member 9-like
Exons: 9
Coding region: 3-845 (280 amino acids)
Biological process (GO): cellular response to interleukin-1; positive regulation of B cell proliferation; cellular response to tumor necrosis factor
Cellular component (GO): CD40 receptor complex; membrane; external side of plasma membrane
Molecular function (GO): transmembrane signaling receptor activity; protein binding; antigen binding
Source: RefSeq, a predicted model, not a curated record
UAAUGGUGUCCCCUCACCCCUUUUUAACAACUCUUUAUGCUUUGUACAUUUGGAUGUUUGAAUACACCACAGGCAUGGGCUGUCCUCCACAGAAGACUCUUAUGAACGGGAAAUGCUGUGAACUGUGUCCUCCAGGCGAAUAUCUAAAGGAGUUCUGUACAGAAACAACUGAAACUGUCUGCCAACCUUGUCCUGACAACUCGUUCUCUGGACAACAUAAUGCUUUUGACAGAUGUGAGGAAUGUCAGGCGUGUCAAGGGGCUUACCAAGAACGUGAAAAGAAAUGUUCUCCAACCACAAAUGCAAAGUGUUCUUGUCGCCCUGGUUUCCUGUGUUUCGAUGAUGCGUGCUCACAAUGCAUGGAAAAUCCGUGUGCUGCUGGUGAGAAGGUGGUGAAGACAGGUGAUGGGCUAAUACCGCAGUACAACUGCCAGCCAGCAUGUCCUGAUCAUGAAUAUUUGGAUGAAAUGAAUAUCUGCAGAAAGCGGAUACAAUGCAACAAGGAAGAUCUUGCGAAGCAAUUUCGAGGAAACAGAACACAUGAUGCAAGCUGCCAUAGAAACGCUAAACAAUGGCUUGAUUUGUCACCAGACACUGACAAAAAUGCAGUUUGUGUGACCUAUUGCGUCGGAUGUGCUGUACUGGCUCUCCUUCUUCUCGUGAUCCUGACUCAUAAAUGUGUCAAAGUAGCGAAGAAACGUAGAGCAGAUAAAACCGUUGUUGUCACACCAUUGAGCCUAAAUGACACACACAUGUCCAAGGAGGAGAGUGGAUUCCACCAGCUCAUCAUCCAAACCGAUUCCAACAAAACACAUCUCCAGGAAAUAGUCACCACCUUGUCAUAGAGAUGACUAAAGCAAUGCAUUUACUUGGACUGGAUUGGGAACAACACAAAUACAGUAUAAUAACUCAAAUCCUAGAUUGGUGUGACACAAAUCAUGUAAAUAUUUUGUGCAGUUAUUGUUUAUUUGUAUUUACUUCAUGUGAUUUUAUACCUCACUUUUCUUUUCUGGGAAAAUGUUUUAAUAACAAGAAAACCAUAAUUUAAUUAACAUUAUACAUCCACUUCUUGCUGUUGCAACUUGUAUAAUUACUCAGUCUUUCAUUUUUAGUGGGUGUCAUUGUAACAGUCAUGGAAGAACAAAUAAAAACUCUCAACUGAACCAAGAUGAGAAUGUAAUUGUGAAUAUAUAAUUGUCUGUAUGAGGCCUAAAGACUUCAGUAGAAAGGCUGGGCCUUGCCUUUGCUUAAAGUCAACUAGAGUAGGCACCAGCACACUGAGGAUUAUUAUAGACAGGUUUCCUGAGUGAAACAUGGGCGGCGCCAUCUUUGACGUUUUCUGAUACGGGCUUCUGGUUUAGACAGAACAACAUGACGUGUGGUUGAUGUAAGCAGUGUGUAGACAAAGUUAAAACUGCAAAAUCAAACCAGAGGAACGCACGGAAUCUCCAUGAAAGGAUUCAGCACGACGUAGAAGCUCCAGGACUUUCUGUGUUGUGCGUUUGUUCUUAUCACUUUGUUGAUCGUUCGUGGACAAGAUUCUAACAUUCUGUGCAGCCUGUGUUAACAUAGGGUGUAGAUUGAUAUACUGGCCACAUGAGUGACCAAAAUGAGGCAAAAUUACAAAUAAUAUUAGUUGCCGAAUGAUGAAGGGCUGACACAGAUUUUGUUGUUAUAAGGAAAUACUACAAGGAAUUGUUCAUGUGUUCAGGUUAUGGUAUUAUAAGAUCAUCACACAUGUAUUGAUCGCAAUAAAACUUUUUAUUUUUAUUUUAUUUAUUUAUUUUUAUUAUUUUGUAGUAAAUUUCUAGUUUUAUUUAAAACGAUAGGUGCAUAUGCAAAACAGGUCAAUAAAUCACAAUUUAUAAAAUUAUUUAAAAAAAAAAAAAAAAAAAAAGGUGGAGCAUAAGGCGAGCCUUCCAUCAUCAAAGUAGAAUGCACAUUGUCUCGAUAUAUGUUUAUCAACGUACAGUAAUCCCAUUUCACCCCUUGACCCUCCCCCUUACACCUUCCCCUCUGUUUUGCGCAUUCACGUGGAGGGGUAGGUAGGGCUGUCCCAAAUCACGCUAAUGUGCAGGGGUAGGGGUAAGGGGGAGGGCUUUGCACCCCUCAAAACAGGGUUACACGAAAUUUCCCAGGGUGCAAAGCGAUUACCCAGAGUACAACGCAAAUCAUUUCCAAAAUGGCGGAAGCAAGAAAAGAAGUACACAUAUCUCUGUUUGAUCACAUGGUGGACAAAAUGUGUAGGUUGAUGCGCCAUGCACCUAUGAACAUCGCUGAGCCGAGAAUGUGCCAUGUGCUGUUCCUGCUCCAGUCACCCCACUAUCUCUUCAUUGUUGUGUGUUGAUUGUUUUAUUGUUCAUUUUUUUAAAUCUGGUGAUAUGCAUACUGUAAUUUGCACUAUGUGCACUAUUUCUGAAAAGAAGCUGCUAAUAAAAGAAAGGAAUAACAGUUUGUGAGCAUGAUUAUCACAUCAACGUCAUAUGAACGACUA